CUGCAACUGAAACCUCCUCUCUCGUUCCUAUAUAAUCCCCAACCUUAAAAUUAGGGUUCUUUCACCGGAAGUUUCCAAAGUAGUGUUGGCACGCACCCGCAUCUCCAUCGCCAGCCGCCAUGGGUCGCAUGCACAGUCGAGGCAAGGGUAUUUCCGCCUCUGCAUUGCCCUACAAGCGAACUCCACCCAGCUGGCUUAAGACAUCUGCUCAAGAUGUGGAAGACAGUAUUUGCAAGUUUGCAAAGAAGGGCCUGACCCCAUCACAGAUCGGUGUCAUCCUUCGUGAUUCUCACGGUAUCGCUCAGGUCAAGAGCGUAACCGGAAGCAAGAUCCUCCGCAUUCUCAAAGCUCAAGGGCUUGCACCGGAGAUUCCAGAGGAUCUUUACCAUUUGAUUAAGAAGGCUGUAGCUAUUAGGAAGCAUUUGGAGAGGAACAGAAAGGACAAAGAUUCCAAGUUCAGGUUGAUUCUCGUAGAGAGCAGGAUUCACCGUCUUGCUCGCUACUACAAGAAGGCUAAGAAGCUUCCUCCUGUCUGGAAAUACGAGUCAACAACAGCAAGCACUCUGGUCGCAUAGUCAAAUUCUCAUUACUGGAAGUUUAGGAUGCUGCAUAAUUGUUAGAUAACCAAGCGGCUAGUUUUGUGGCAUGUGAAGGCUGAGGGAAAAACGUUUUUGUUUCAAGUUACCUUUUUUUUCAAUUAUUUUUAGGAUGCAAUUUACUUCUGAUUACCUACCUAGCUUUUCUUUAAUGUCGCCAGUAACUUAUGGGAAUGAUUUAUACGUUACAUUGCCAUAUGAUGUUGUGUCCAUGCUAUGCGCAGUUUGAAAUAAUUUUUCUUCAGAUUUUUUU
This is a messenger RNA of Carica papaya (papaya), 849 nucleotides long. RefSeq names its product small ribosomal subunit protein uS15-like. Gene Ontology annotation, biological process: translation. NCBI's taxonomy places the organism in Eukaryota, Viridiplantae, Streptophyta, Magnoliopsida, Brassicales, Caricaceae. The record is from RefSeq and is a predicted model, not a curated record. Gene Ontology annotation, molecular function: small ribosomal subunit rRNA binding; structural constituent of ribosome. Gene Ontology annotation, cellular component: ribosome; cytosolic small ribosomal subunit; nucleolus.